CCAAUGCAAUACCACUGCCCAGUGGUCACUUUCUCUAUCAAGUCCUAUAGUAUUCUGUAUUCAUGAAUACUUUGCUUGGAUCGGUCACCAAAGUCUCCUUCCUUCGUUGACUUCCAAGUCUACAUUGAAGAAAGACGAGAAGGCCAAGACUCUGCAACUCACGCAACGAUCAUGGCCGAUGGAAUUCAGUCUUGGUCAAGUCUUCCUCCGGAACUCCUCGAGCUGAUCGGGAAAUUCCUUGAUUCUCGCAUCGAUUAUCUCCGAUUCCGCUCCGUCUGCACUUCAUGGCGAUCUUCUGUUCGUUCCUUCACAAACCGAUCUCCUCUCUUGCCAGUCAAGGUCCCUUACUCCUUCCCCGACUGCUUUCUCUCCCAGAGCACCAUCUACCGUCUGGAGCUCAUCAACCCAUCAGCAACAUCUCUUAAUUGUUCAUCUCCUCCUCAAAAGAAGAGCUGGCUGGUCCGAAUUGAAGAGUCUGAGAACGGAAAAUUGAAGCUUUUGAGUCCGCUAUUGCCUGGUAAGGUCUCACAGGAGUCGCAUCGAGCCACUCUGAACUUGCUGAACGUCAAGGCAGUUGAAUUGAACAGAGCUUGGACAAUCAAAGAUGAGUCUUUCGCUGCCCUUACAUUGGGUAUCGACAAAGUUGUGGUAUAUCCAAAUCCCACUCGACACAUUAGAGAAAACAGUGAGUUCUCAAUCCUUGCAAUCUAUGGUGGGGGAAAGCUUGGUUUUUGGAAAAUGGGUGAUGAGGAAUGGAGUCUAUUAGAUGAUGUGAACUUUCAUUAUGAUGAUAUUGUUGUUCGUAGAGGGCAAUACUACGUUGUUGAUAGAUGGGGCACCAUUUUCUGGAUCGAUUCUUCAUUGAAGUUGAUACAGUAUUCACCUCCAUUGUAUGGUUGUGGGGGGCGAAAAUAUUUGUUGGAAUCAGAAGGGAGUCUCCAUGUGGUUGAUGGGUACUUGGAUGGAGGAAGGUUGAAUUGGAAAGAUUAUGAGAACCGAAUCAGUAUGUUAAUGCGUCAGAGAGGUAGUGGAUCUGUGUUGGGUAGGCCUAGAAGACAUCACAAGGUUGAGCCUAAGGCAGUUGGUUUCAGGGUUCAUAAGCUGGAUGAAGAGUGGGGAGAAUGGGUUGAUGUGAAGUCUCUGAUUCAGCAUGUGUUUGUUUUGGGUUACUUUUGCAGUUUCUCUGUUUCUACAGCAGAGUUUUCUGGGUGUCGAGGGAAUUGCAUUUACUUCGCAGAUGGAACUGAAACAUAUGGGGCUCCUACUUCAUGUUUGUUCAAGUUGGAGGAUCGUAGCAUUGGAACAUUGGGAUCUUUGCCCGAGUAUUCUCGAAUUUUCUGGCUUGGAUGCUAAUAGGUAAGUGUGAAUCUGAAUUGAGCUUUUACCAUGCGUCUUUGUAUAAUUGUGAACAUAUAAGAAGAAGAAGAAGAAGAAGAAGAAGUUGUUGUGUUAACCAAGCAUGAAUUGGUGUGGUGUUUAUCUAUCUCUUACCCAAUGUGUAUAGAAAUGCAUAUGUAAAUUUAUGGAUCAUAUUUCACAAUGUAACGUUUGUUUGGAUAA
Molecule: messenger RNA, 1560 nt
Organism: Tripterygium wilfordii
Lineage: Eukaryota; Viridiplantae; Streptophyta; Magnoliopsida; Celastrales; Celastraceae
Product: putative F-box protein At1g65770
Exons: 1
Coding region: 172-1353 (393 amino acids)
Molecular function (GO): protein binding
Source: RefSeq, a predicted model, not a curated record